Messenger RNA from Penicillium vulpinum, 1320 nucleotides. Its product is annotated as glycoside hydrolase family 18 protein. Gene Ontology annotation, molecular function: hydrolase activity, hydrolyzing O-glycosyl compounds; chitin binding. NCBI's taxonomy places the organism in Eukaryota, Fungi, Ascomycota, Eurotiomycetes, Eurotiales, Aspergillaceae. The transcript is spliced from 4 exons. The annotation marks the transcript as partial. The record is from RefSeq and is a predicted model, not a curated record. Gene Ontology annotation, biological process: carbohydrate metabolic process.
CCCACUAAAGCCAGCAGAUUGUCGAACAAGGUCAUCGGAUAUUACGAGUCUUGGAUGGCCCGAAAGGCCUGCCACAAAGUUGCUCCUACUGACCUGCCGUUGGAUGCACUUACGCACGUAAACUUUGCGUUUGCGUCUAUUGAUCCAGACUCCUACCAGAUCGUGACCAUGGACAGCGACACUCCCCCCAGUCUGUUUUCGGACACAACGAACUUGAAGUCCAUCAAGGAAGACAUCAAGGUCUUUGUGAGUGUUGGUGGCUGGACCUUCUCCGAUAAUGACACAGCAACACAGCCAGUUUUUGGUGACAUAGCUGCCAGUGCAACAAAUAGACAGAAAUUUGCCAACAACGUUGUUCACUUCAUGAAGCAAUAUGGUUUUGAUGGUAUUGACCUCGAUUGGGAAUACCCCGGUGCUGGCGACAGAGGCGGUAAGGUCGAAGACACCGCAAACUACGUCCUGCUUCUCAAGGCCCUGCGUGAGACAUUCGACGCCAGCGGAAGCGACUUCGGGCUUACCUUCACGGCUCCCUCGUCGUACUGGUAUCUCCGCUGGUUUGACCUCCCUGGUAUGCUCAAGUACGCGGACUGGAUUAACCUUAUGAGCUAUGAUCUCCACGGCGUGUGGGAUGCGACAAACCCAAUUGGAAGUAUUGUGCAGGCGCACACCAAUCUGACUGAGAUCAAACUUGCCACAUCUCUGUUCUGGCGGGCAAACGUUCCACCCGCAAAGCUGGUUAUGGGCUUUGGCUUUUAUGGCCGCUCGUUCACACUCGCUGAUACGAGUUGUACAACCCCCGGGUGUCCGUUUAAGGGUGCUUCGAAUCCGGGUCCUUGCUCUGACACAGGCGGUAUCCUUAGUUAUUAUGAGAUUAUGGACAUCCUUAGCGACACAAGCUCGACGAAGCGGUCGACGAUCACGCCCGUCCAUGACAAGGCGGGUGCGGUGAACUAUUUCACCUUCGACGAUGACCAGUGGAUCUCGUAUGAUGACAAGACGACGUUUGCACAGAAGCUUGAGUGGGCCAACGAGGUUGGUAUAGGAGGCUCCAUGAUCUGGGCUUCAGAUCUUGAUGAUGACAAGUACUCGGCUCACGCCGCAUUGACGGGCAAAACGAUCCAGACUAAUCCGACCCUCAAAGCCAUCAACAAGGCUUUGUCCAAUCCCAAGUCUGUUGUCGAAGACCUCUCCAGUUGGAACGGGCAAAAAUGUUUCAAAUACGAUGGUAAAUGCGUCAAUCUCAAUGAUAACAGUGCCAUGGCGAAGGCCUGUGGUUCUGGGUUCACGAUGGUUGGAUGGGACGAUGCAGGAUGCGGUUAA